AUGGCGGCGCGAAAGCCACGGCUGCGACGGCAGCAAAACUCGUAUGAAGAGGAACAGCGUCGAUUGCGGGCCUCGUUUACUAUCGAAGGUCACCGACGUGCACCCUCUUUGGGGACUGCCGGGGCUCAAGACACCAUCUUUCACAGCAUGGAUCGGCCGACCGGCCGUGCAAGUCACCAGUACAGCAGCAAUCGAAGCUUAGCUUCCAGUGAAUACUUUGGUUGGUCGCCCACCGUCUCCUGCUAUCAUCUAUCAUGGUCGUCCUGUGUAGGCAACGAGCAUCAUGUGCCUACCGUCACUGCGGCGUUGGAGGGCAACGACAUUUCUCGGCUGCAAGAUGUGCGGGAGGAGAUUGAACGGGGCAAUCUUUCAGCUUUUGGUCCUCAAACUGACGAGGUUUUUCGACGCUUGGAUAAUCUGCGGCAGCAACAGCAAGCGCUGUCGCUGAAGCUGCAGGAGUUUGACAUGCAGCUUACUGAGCGACUUGAGGAGGACGAUGGCAGCGUUGAUGAGGGACGACAAACUUUCGAGUCUUUUGAGCACCGUGCAGGCCCCAGCGGAGAUGAGUUGAUGGGUGACCUACACAAACUGGCUAGCAGUUUGCGGGACUUUGGACAGUUUACCGUCACAACAGCUCCAUCACAUCGACCUUCAAUCGACAUGACCCGACCAUCUGACGAGCUGAACAAUGACCGUGCAUCUCCACGAAUGCUGCGGCGCGGUGCAUCUCAACCAAGCAUUGGUGAGAUCGGUCGCAGCCAACCACUACAGCACCAAUUUCUACGCGAAGACGAAACCCAUGUCAGCAUGCCCGAUAUGCACAGCGACAUCUCCCCAUGA
Monosiga brevicollis MX1 is the source of this 840-nucleotide messenger RNA. RefSeq lists its product as uncharacterized. The transcript has 8 exons. The record is from RefSeq and is a predicted model, not a curated record. Bases 1 to 840 code for a protein of 279 amino acids. NCBI's taxonomy places the organism in Eukaryota, Choanoflagellata, Craspedida, Salpingoecidae.